AUUGUUCCUUUCGCUUCUUACCAAGUUGCAGGAAAAUUCAAGAUCUGAGAUCUUGAACCCUUCGAUUCAAGUUUUUUGAUUCCUUUGUGGUUCUCGCCAGCAAACUGGUUUUGAAUCUCUUCCUGUUGCCUAAUCUAGAUCUGAAAACUCUUCCUCGUUCUGUUCUGCAAAGAAAGCUUCUUUCUAUCUGUUUUUGCCCACCCAUUUUUUCUCUAUUAAUUGUGCUCGACCCCUUUGUUUUUUUUUUUUUUUAAAAUGGGUUUUGGAUUUAAGAUUAACUUUUGCUUCGAUUUGUGAUACAGCAAGUAUGCAUGUCCAAAAUUAUAUAGCCCUUUUUUUUGUUGUUGCUGUUUGUGUUGGACUGUUGGUAUUAUGUUACUGUUCAUUUUUCUAUUGCAGCAUCUAAAUGUGAUGCUUGAUUUUCUCAUAAAUGUUUUCUAAUAGCAGUAAUAGUUUAAUUUUCCGUUUUAUGGGAAAAACAUGAGUAGAAGCUUCAAGGGUUUUUGUGUAUUCUCUAGUUAGAUCUCAAAUGAUUUUUUCUUAAUUUAACAAUUAUGCGUGUUAUGUUCAUCCAUACUUGCACAAUGUGGCAUUAAGUGUUGAAUGUUUCUCAGCUUGUGUUCGGGGAAAAUGAGGCCUAUUUUCUGUGGAAAUUUUGAAUAUGAUGCACGGCAGUCAGAGCUGGAGCGGCUUUUCAGACGAUAUGGGAAGGUUGAUCGGGUGGAUAUGAAGUCUGGAUUUGCUUUUAUCUAUAUGGAAGAUGAGAGAGAUGCUGAGGCUGCAAUUCGUGCUCUUGAUCGGGCAGACUUUGGUCGGAAGGGGCGCAGGCUUCGUGUGGAAUGGACAAAGCAAGAACGUGGCAUUAGAAGGCCUGCUGGUUCAAGAAGAUCUUCAGCUAAUGGGAGGCCAUCCAAGACCUUAUUUGUAAUUAAUUUUGAUACAUACCAUACCAGAACAAGGGACUUGGAAAGGCACUUUGAGCCAUAUGGUAAGAUAGUCAGUGUGAGGAUCAGAAGGAAUUUUGCUUUUGUUCAGUAUGAAUCAGAGGAUGAUGCUAGCAGAGCACUUGAAGCUACUAAUAUGAGCAAGUUACUUGAUCGAGUUAUUUCAGUUGAAUUUGCUGUUAAAGAUGACGAUGAUAAGCGAAAUGGAUAUAGCCCUGAGAGAGGCCAUGAUCGUCAACGGUAUAGAAGCCGCGAUGGAAGGCGAUCACCCAGUCCUUACCGUAGAGAAAGGGGUAGUCCUGAUUAUGGCCAUGGUGCCAGUCCAUAUAAGAGGGAGAGGAGCAGCCCUGACUAUGGUCGUGGCCGUAGCCGUAGUGGAAGCCCGCAUCGGAGAGAGCGAGGUAGCCCUGCUUAUGGGGGUAGAAGCCUUAGUCCAUAUAGAAGAGAGGGGGAUGGUUCUGAUCGUGUUCGUGACUCCAGCCGCAGUCCUUAUCACAAAGAGCGAGGGAGAACUGACCGCGGCAUUGUUCCCUCCCAUAGUCCUCCUGAUGAAGGAGAGAGGACUAGCCCUCAAAAUGAUCGUGGUUCUAGCCGUAGUCCAUAUGAUAAUGUGAAGGCUAGCCCUGGAAACGGCCAUGACUCCAGACAUAGUCCUGAUGCAAAAGGGAAUUCUAGCCCUUACAAUGGUUAUGAAGGGAGCCCAAAUACUAUGCCUGAGCCGAGGGACAGUCCCAACUAUGGUGGUCCUGAAAGUCCCGUGCAUGAAAGAUACCGCAGCCAGUCACCCCCUGCAGAAGAAUGAUUGCAGUCUUUGAUGAAAAAAGGCAGAAGGGCCAACUAAUUGUAAUACGGGGUCGUGGCAGGACUAAAUUUAAUUUCAGCAAAUUACUAGUGGAGUAGUGAUAUAGCUCUGAAACUUAUGUUGUGAUAACUUAUCAGUCCUUUAUUAACUUACCAGUCCUUUAUUCAUUUAGAUAGUUUCAUGCUUCGUUGUCAGCUUAGUAUUGUAGAAUCUUUGUUUGCAGUCAAAUAGUGGUAUCAUAUAUCUUUGAUAAUUAUUGGCAUUAUGGUCUUA
Gastrolobium bilobum is the source of this 2019-nucleotide messenger RNA. RefSeq names its product serine/arginine-rich splicing factor RS41-like. Gene Ontology annotation, biological process: mRNA splicing, via spliceosome. The record is from RefSeq and is a predicted model, not a curated record. NCBI's taxonomy places the organism in Eukaryota, Viridiplantae, Streptophyta, Magnoliopsida, Fabales, Fabaceae. The transcript is spliced from 5 exons. The coding region runs from base 604 to 1746 and encodes 380 amino acids. Gene Ontology annotation, cellular component: nuclear speck. Gene Ontology annotation, molecular function: RNA binding.